GCGCUGGAGUUUUGUCGAAAUUUCUCUUUUUUUCCCUUUCUACACUAUCCCGUCAAAAAAAUCGACAAUUCAAUUUCUUUCGAGAUGGCUAAGGAAGCGCCUGCAAAGACCGGUCUGGCCGUUGGCCUGAACAAGGGCCACAAGACUACCGCUCGUGUCGUCAAGCCCCGUGUUUCCCGCACCAAGGGACACCUGAGCAAGCGAACCGCCUUUGUGCGUGAGGUCGUCAAGGAGGUUGCUGGCCUCGCUCCCUAUGAGCGCCGUGUCAUCGAACUUCUCCGCAACAGCAAGGACAAGCGUGCCCGUAAGCUGGCCAAGAAGAGGCUCGGUACCUUUGGCCGUGCCAAGAGAAAGGUCGAUGAGCUCCAGCGCGUCAUCGCCGAGUCCCGUCGUGCUCACUAAACGAUUUUUAUAUCUAUAAAAAAUCGAGGCAAAAAUGGGAGAGAGAGGGACAAUUUCGGUAAUGGCAAAUAAAAAAGAAUUGAAAAUACCAUUUUUUUUUUCUUCUGAAAUCAAAGCACGGGUUUUAUUUUACUUUUCGCAUGGAUUCGGCGCGGGUCAUGAAUUUUCGAUUGAUUCACAAUUUGGGCUUUUAUGCGGCGGCGCAGCAACGGUAUAUAGCUGCGGGUUUUUUACAUUCCGUCAGAAUUUUACAUUCUCCAAGAUAUGCCGUCUUUUUUGAUCCAACUGAGAUACCUUUUUUUCCCUCCUCUUGAGAUCACCAAUUGCCCGCCCAUUCAACACCGCCGUAGUUGUAGAAAUGCCUGAAUAUGUCUAAAUUUGUACUAUCUGUAUUCAAUACUCAACAUGGCUUGUGCCUCUUCGAUAUUGAUCAAACAAAGCUGAGAAAAACGCCAUUACAUGUACACGAUGCCAAUCCACUCCAAAUUCUCCUAGGAUACGAAUGAGAACCCAAAAACUUUAAGCCGCUCGCUCACUUACUCGCUCUCGCGAUCUAUUUCUUCCCAAGUUUCAGCCAUUUCGGCAUCUUCUUACCAGAGCCAUCUCCAUCCUUCGCCGGAGCCUUGUGAGCCUGCGGUGCCGCUGAUGGGCCGGCUUUAUCAUCCUCCACGUUAGGUAUCUCAGGCACCUUGAUGGU
Trichoderma atroviride IMI 206040 is the source of this 1099-nucleotide messenger RNA. RefSeq names its product 60S ribosomal protein eL36. Gene Ontology annotation, cellular component: cytosolic large ribosomal subunit; ribosome. The record is from RefSeq and is a predicted model, not a curated record. Gene Ontology annotation, biological process: cytoplasmic translation. NCBI's taxonomy places the organism in Eukaryota, Fungi, Ascomycota, Sordariomycetes, Hypocreales, Hypocreaceae. Gene Ontology annotation, molecular function: structural constituent of ribosome.